CAUAACAGAGCAAGUAAAAAAACAGCAUAAACAUAAAUUUCUCAGUCUCGCAUUUACAUCUCAGCUGUGCGGUCGGUAAAAUAUUUAUUCCGGUUUAUUUUUGUCACAGUUCCUUUUUUAAAACAAUUUAAUUGUCUGUAAUUGAUUUGUGUCGCGAGGAAUUAAUUCUGGUCUAUUUCGAGAUUCGGAGAACAUUUAGUGAUUUAAAAAGUAUAGAAAAUAGUGAUAUUAGCAGACCAAGAUGGUGCUAUUCAACAAAUGUUGUUGCGUUUUUCGCUUGGCUACAGGUGGAAUGAUUUUGGGAUGGAUUGGAGCAAUAGAAAGUUUAGUCGUUGUUAUUCUCACGACAAUUGGCCUGACACAUGUACCUGAAAUAAUGGAUCAUUUGCGGAAUGAAACAAGAAUGCCAUCGCUGAAAAUGGAGGCAAUUAAUGAGACACAUGUUUCGCUGUUCCAAAGACAUCGAGGAGAAAUGACAACGGAAGACGAAAUGUUUAUUGAAAGAGGCAUGUAUGCAAUUUUAGCAUUGAAUCUGAUUGUGAAUGUAGUAACAUUGAUUUCAUCGUUGUUGUUAAUAACUGGCUCAAUUAAACGUAAUUCUAAGUAUCUGAUUCCAUGGCUUAUUUGUGAGGCGUUGUGCUUAAUAUUCAGCAGUUUCGCAGCAAUUUCAAAAUCAUUCGAGAUGGCACUAUAUAAGGAAAGUGUAAUUGAAGGAUUUGGAACGAUUUUAGUGAUUUGCUUCUUUGUUGGCAUUGAAGUCUACUUGUAUCUAUGCGUAUAUUCGUUGUAUCAAACGCUCAAAACAGAAGAAAAGAAUCAGCGACAAAUGCAAAUGAAUGAAAUUAAUCAAGCGACACAGAAAGAUCACCACGAUGGAUUACCUCCUUACAAUAAACUUUAAGUUUGAUAAAAUAGUUGAAACAGAAAUACAAUUAAGAUGUUUUUGGGACAUGACGCACAUGGCCUAAGUUUUUAUGCGUUAUUGCAUUAUUUAAAUCCAUUGUAAUUUUUUUAAAAAAUCCAGUAUGGUUAGAUCUGUAG
Messenger RNA from Chironomus riparius, 1041 nucleotides. NCBI's taxonomy places the organism in Eukaryota, Metazoa, Arthropoda, Insecta, Diptera, Chironomidae. The record is from the annotation of a GenBank genome assembly.